This is a messenger RNA of Gadus chalcogrammus (walleye pollock), 2611 nucleotides long. It is a transcript of the gene ggt5a, whose product is annotated as gamma-glutamyltransferase 5a. The transcript is spliced from 14 exons. Lineage: Eukaryota; Metazoa; Chordata; Actinopteri; Gadiformes; Gadidae. Gene Ontology annotation, cellular component: plasma membrane. Gene Ontology annotation, molecular function: leukotriene-C(4) hydrolase activity; glutathione gamma-glutamate hydrolase. The coding region runs from base 42 to 1754 and encodes 570 amino acids. The record is from RefSeq and is a predicted model, not a curated record. Gene Ontology annotation, biological process: glutathione catabolic process; inflammatory response; leukotriene D4 biosynthetic process.
CUGAUUACGAAGCAAGAAAAAAUGGUCACUCUGAUGUCAACAUGGCUAGCCCAACGCAAUUUCUUGACCAGUGGGUGACUAAAAGACGUGUGGCCCUAAUCCUCUUCCGUAGGUAUGAAAUCAGGGAGUUCGCCGCCCCACCUGCCCAUAUGGACGGCACGCGCCUGCACGACCCCCCUCGCGGUAGGACGAGCCCGUGUCCGGAGGGGGGCUUCACGAAGGGAGCUGUAGCCGCAGACUCCGAGACCUGCUCCAAGGUUGGACGAGAUAUUCUUCGAAGCGGUGGUUCAGCGGUAGAUGGCGCGAUCGCUGCGUUGCUCUGCACGUCUGUCAUCAACCCGCAGAGCAUGGGUCUGGGCGGAGGGACCAUCUUCACCGUGAUGGAUGGCAGUGGGAAGGUGAAAAUCAUCAAUGCACGGGAGACCGUCCCCAAGAUGUUCAAUAGAAACUUAAUGGAGGACUGCUCUAAAACACCGAGCUGGACUCCAGUGGGUCAGUGGAUUGGGGUUCCAGGGGAACUGCGAGGUUAUGAACUUGCACACCAACUGUAUGGAAAGCUUCCUUGGGCCAGGCUCUUCCAGCCCACUAUCAAACUUGCUCGGAGCGGGUUCCCCAUUCCCCCUGUCCAGGCUCGCUUCAUCCCCUUCUUAGAAAACACCAACGGUUCUUUACGCAAGUUGUACUCUGACAAGGAUGGCAACCUCCUGAAAGCUGGUGACAUCAUGAAGUUUGAGAAACUGGCCGACACACUGGAGAUUUUAGCUAAACAGGGAGCAGAUGCAUUCUACACUGGACAGAUCGCAGAGGAUUUUAUCCGCGAUGUACAAAAUGAAGGAGUCGAACUCACCCUUGAGGACCUGGCGUCUUACAAGGCCAGAGUAAGCGAUGCCUGGAACGUUUCCCUGGGGGAGUAUCAGAUUUACUUGGCUCCGCCUCCUUCAGGGGGCGCCUUAAUUGGCCUUAUCCUCAACAUCAUGAAAGGGUAUGCUCCAAAUCCAGAGUCUAUGAUGGGGGAGGAAAGGGCUCAAACCUAUCAUCGCUUUGUGGAGGCUUGCAAGUUUGCCAAUGGUUUGAAGAAACACCUCCGUGACCCACAGUUCAACUCAGGAGCAGUGGCGAAGAAGAUCACAGAGGAGAGCUUUGCCGACCGCCUUCGGAGUCUGAUCAGUGGGAGGAGGAGCCACAAUGCUCAGUACUACAACAUGACGCCCUAUCUGGACAGCAUGGGGACCACACACGUGUCCGUCCUGGCUGAGGACGGCACCGCCGUGGCAGCGACCAGCAGCAUCAACCUAAUAUUUGGAUCCAAGGUGUAUUCCCCCAGCACUGGGGUCAUCCUCAACAAUCAGCUGACAGACUUCUGUGGUAAAGCAGAGCACAUUGUUGCAGGAGAGCAGCCCCCCUCCUCCAUGUCUCCAUCGAUCCUGCGAUCCAAGACCAGGACGCUGGUGAUCGGGGCGUCUGGGGGCAGCAUGAUCAUCACUGGCACCGCCUUGACUAUCAUGAACCACUUAUGGUUUGGAAAAAGCCUCAAAGAGGCGACAGACAGCCCUGUGGUCUUUGUUGAUUCCAAGAAUGAAUUGAAUUUCGAACCCAGCUUUGACAAGUCUUUGAUAGAGGCGCUCACCUCAAUGGGACACACCCAGACCAACGCAUCGUACUUCUACAAUGUGGUGAAUUCUGUGGAACAGGACAACGGCUGCAUCGCUGCAGUGUCUGACCUCCGGAAACAGGGGAAAGCAGCCGGCUACUGACGAGAGGUCGUAUUGGUUGUUAAUAAGGAGAAUCUGGGACCAAUGGGAAGAAGCCGGAGAUGAUAUUAACAUAUCUUGAGAUCUACAAUUGUUACAUUAAAGUCGGGGAGAAUUUGCGGCCAGUAGAUUAAAAGAUUGUGGUCCGAGGUCAAAGAAAAACUGAAAUGGCAUUAGAAAAAACUUGACGAAUUUGUUUUGGAGCAGGUGUGAGGGGGCGUGGUUCAACAUUGACGGAAUGCACGUCACACUUAACUUGUGUGCUCGUGUUUUCUUCACCUUUAAAAGAGGCACCAUUAAACAAUAGGACUGUUUCUGUGAUUGUUUGCCUCCCUUAAUAUAGAGGAAGAGAAAAUCCUCUUUUUACUUUUCUACCUCAGCCUCUCUUUUUGAUUUUGUACUACUUUUCUUUGUUGAGGGCAUUGAAUAGUGAGUGAUGAUCAUGUAUUUAAGUUUAUUUUCUUAGCUGAUUUUUGUCUCACAUCACACAUGGCCAGUUAGGGAGGGUGGCGGUAGCAAAUGGGAGGUACACCUGUGUGUAUUUUUAUUUUUAAAUAUGCAGAUUAUUAAACCUGCCAUUUUGUUUUACUCCUUUAAUUAAGCUUUAACUAUUUAUUUACUAUUUUGCGUUUAAUAUUCAAUCACUUCUUUUGCCUCAAAUGAUGAAUGAUAUUGUAAUUGACUGACCUUCAUUAGUAUGAAAUAAAUACCAAUUAUGAAAUGGACAAAAAAGACUGUUUUAUGCUUUUGAAAUAUGAGAGAAACGGUUCUUUGCAAAUGAAUGGUGCUAACAACCUAUUAAAUAUCUUUCAAUGAUAUAGAACUCUUUUGUUGUGCGGCCAAAGUUGGUAAUGAGUGUU